Molecule: messenger RNA, 1933 nt
Organism: Adelges cooleyi (spruce gall adelgid)
Lineage: Eukaryota; Metazoa; Arthropoda; Insecta; Hemiptera; Adelgidae
Product: metaxin-1
Exons: 6
Coding region: 202-1143 (313 amino acids)
Biological process (GO): mitochondrion organization
Cellular component (GO): SAM complex
Source: RefSeq, a predicted model, not a curated record
ACUUAAGAUAUAAAAUAUUUCAUAUUUGCAGUUGCUACUUGGUAAAUGUCGGGAAUUGUGAUUCUGUUUUGAAGCACCCUCAUGUGAAUGUUUUUUAUUAUUUCUAUGGCAACUAAAUAUAUUUUGUCAUGAUUAUUUCUUUUUGAUUUAAUUUUUUGAUAAUCUGAAUUUAGGCUAACGGAUUUUUUUCUCCAAAAGUAAAUGAUGUUUAAUCCUUCUCAGUUGGAAGUAGAUAGUUGGAAAGGAGAUUGGGGAUUACCUUCAAUUGAUUACAAAUGUCUAGAAGUAUUGGCAUUUGCUAGAUUUACCAAUGCACCAAUUACUAUCAACUAUUCGAACAAUCCAUUUAAAUCUGUAAAUGGCUAUUUGCCCAUGGUCAGCUUUAAAAAAAGAAUAAUAUCCAACAGAGAUCAAUUAAUAGAAUGCCUUGAAAAACAAAAUCUUAGUCCUGAUUUUGGAUUGUCUAACCAACAACUUGCUGAAGAAUAUGCUACAAUCAGUAUGUUAGAUGCACAACUUGAACCAGCAUUAUUAUAUGCUUGGUGGUUAGAUGAGAAUAAUUGUCUUAAUUUUACUAAGCCAUUGUAUAGAAACGCUUUAAAAUUUCCAUUAAAUUGGUAUUAUCCAAAUGCUUAUGAAAAAGCAGCCAAACAUAAAAUCUAUACAUUAUACAGCCAUUUAGAUUCUGAUAAUGAUAUUAUGAUGGAAAUUUAUACCGAGGCAAUAAAAUGUAUUAAUGGCUUAGAAAAUCGUCUGGGCAAUAAUUUUUACUUUUUUGGAUCUCAUCCUACAUUAUUAGAUGCAGUUGCCUAUAGUUAUUUAGGACCACUAUCAAACGCCCCAUUAAAUGAUAAUAAGCUACAAGCACACAUAAAGACAUGUAAAAAUUUGUGUAUAUGGAUUGAUAGAAUAUCUAGAGAGUAUUUCAAACUAGAUUGGCAAGCUCACAAAUGUAAUGAAAAAAAAAAAGAGGAAUCUAAUAAAAAAAUAGAAGUUAUACGUUGGUACAAAAGAGACGAAACUAGAAAUGUAUUGAUUGGACUAACUUCUCUAAUUACAAUGGUUGUAUAUUCAUUCAAAAUAGGAUUAAUUAGAUUAAGUGAUACAAGCGAUGAUGAAGAAGAAGAGGAUGAAGAAAAUUGAUAUUUUUAAUCACCAUACAUUUUAUAUAAUGUAGUAGUAGGCUAUUUCUUUCUUUCUGUAUGUUCCUAAAUUUAUUAGUAAUCAAUUUAAUUACUUAAAUUGCUUCUGAACUGAUAUUUUUAAAGUUAAUAUUGAGUUAUUGACAUUUAUAAAAAAAAAAACAGUUAACAAAAAACAAAAUGAGUAUAUUAUGUUUAUUUAGUAUUUAUGAGUUUGUGUUGAAGUUCAUAAAUUCCAACUGGAUGACCUGCUUUUUCAUCAUAGUCCACCCAUUCUCUUUCUUCUAAGUUUAUAUCCUCAAAAGGUGUAUUACUUUCAAUGCCACGACACUUAAAGCCAUUUCUAGGUGAAAAAUCCACAACUGACAUGCCUCGACAGUCGAACGACACAACUGUUUUAAAUUUGUUUGAGUCUUCAAUAGUAUAUUUUGAUACAGUUUCAGGUAGAAUAUCUAAACAAAAUUCAGUACUUUUUAAUAAUUUGUAGCCAUAUAAAAAACGUUAAAAUGUUAUAGUUUAAAUUAUCUUCAAUCAUACCAAUUGAACUGUCUCUAGAACACAUUUUGCACUUAGUAACCAAAUUAGCUUCACCUCUACUCCCUUUCAUUGAAACUUUUUCCUUAAAGAAAUCAGGAUAGAUUUUAAAUAUUUUAUAAUAAUAAGUUUAACAUUAAUUACUUGUUAAAAUCAAAUUGAUACUAACGUCUUGAGACAUAUAUAUCCAUUUAUCUGAUUGCUCGCCACAAUUUGUACAUUGAAACUGCAACCGAUAAAUAAGAUGUGCAUCAUAA